Molecule: messenger RNA, 765 nt
Organism: Jaculus jaculus (lesser Egyptian jerboa)
Lineage: Eukaryota; Metazoa; Chordata; Mammalia; Rodentia; Dipodidae
Gene: Six6
Product: SIX homeobox 6
Exons: 2
Coding region: 25-765 (246 amino acids)
Biological process (GO): regulation of transcription by RNA polymerase II; eye development
Cellular component (GO): transcription regulator complex; nucleus
Molecular function (GO): DNA-binding transcription factor activity, RNA polymerase II-specific; RNA polymerase II cis-regulatory region sequence-specific DNA binding
Source: RefSeq, a predicted model, not a curated record
GCCGCCGCCGCCGGCGCUGCCCCCAUGUUCCAGCUGCCCAUCUUGAAUUUCAGCCCCCAGCAAGUGGCCGGGGUAUGCGAGACCCUGGAAGAGAGCGGCGAUGUGGAGCGCCUGGGUCGCUUCCUGUGGUCGCUGCCCGUGGCCCCGGCGGCCUGCGAGGCUCUCAACAAGAACGAGUCGGUGCUGCGCGCGCGAGCCAUCGUGGCUUUCCACGGCGGCAACUACCGCGAGCUCUACCACAUCCUGGAAAACCACAAGUUCACCAAGGAGUCGCAUGCCAAGCUGCAGGCGCUGUGGCUGGAAGCGCACUACCAGGAGGCCGAGAAGCUGCGCGGACGGCCGCUGGGGCCGGUGGACAAGUACCGGGUGAGGAAGAAGUUCCCGCUGCCCAGGACCAUCUGGGACGGCGAGCAGAAGACGCACUGCUUCAAGGAGCGCACGCGGCACCUGCUGCGGGAGUGGUACCUGCAGGACCCCUACCCCAACCCCAGCAAAAAGCGUGAGCUGGCCCAAGCCACCGGACUGACCCCCACGCAGGUGGGCAACUGGUUCAAAAACCGACGACAAAGGGACCGGGCGGCCGCAGCCAAGAACAGACUCCAGCAGCAGGUCCUGUCGCAGGGCUCCGGGCGGGCGCUUCGGGCCGAAGGCGAGGGCACCCCGGAGAUACUGGGCGUCGCCUCCAGCCCCGCUGCCAGUCUUUCCAGCAAGGCGGCCACUUCGGCCAUCUCCAUCACGUCCAGCGACAGCGAGUGUGACAUCUGA